Caenorhabditis remanei is the source of this 1545-nucleotide messenger RNA. RefSeq lists its product as uncharacterized. Gene Ontology annotation, molecular function: ATP binding; protein serine/threonine kinase activity. The transcript has 8 exons. Gene Ontology annotation, cellular component: cytoplasm; nucleus. NCBI's taxonomy places the organism in Eukaryota, Metazoa, Nematoda, Chromadorea, Rhabditida, Rhabditidae. Gene Ontology annotation, biological process: peptidyl-serine phosphorylation; signal transduction. The coding region runs from base 1 to 1545 and encodes 514 amino acids. The record is from RefSeq and is a predicted model, not a curated record.
AUGGCUCUUUUGAAGGAAAACGCGAAUGGAGAGAAUAAUGCUGCAGAGUUGAACUUCAGUAUUGGCGAGAUAGUGAGCGGAUUCAAAUUAGUCAAAAAAAUAGACGAAGGUGGUUUUGGACAAGUCUACAAAGUGACGAAAGAUGAUAAAACAUUCUAUGCAAUGAAGUUGGAAUCGAAUUUUCUAGAAGGCGGAUCGGCGAUCAAACUGGAAAUCAAUGUGUUGAAUCAACUGCCCAGAGAAUCAGUGUUCCCUGCGUUCAUUUCCGGUGGAAAGAAGACAAAAUUCCAGUUUCUCGUACUUGAACUUCUGGGGGAUAAUCUGAAAGUUUUGAAGUCGAAGAGCCCGAAUCCAGACGUUUUUUCGGAUGGAACAUGGUCAAGAGUCGGGAUUCAGUGUCUGUAUGCAAUCAAGAAGAUGCAUGACGCUGGAUUUGUCCAUAGAGACAUCAAGCCCAAUAACUUUGCCAUUGGAAUCAGUACAGCCACAGAAACCAGAAGUCGACGAAUUCUUCUCUUUGAUUUUGGAUUGGCGAGGAAAUUCAUUCAGACCACGGGUAAAAAAGUGUCUAAUGCGGGUGUAUCGAAGAAGGUGGAUAAAGGAGGCUCGAAACGAAAAACUCACCACUCAAAAGUAAAGACGGCCAAGUCGAAAAUGACCGCUGGAGCAUCGAAACUCUCGAAGACGAAGAGCAAACAUGUUCCGGCUGGGGCGAAAUUGGAGCAGAAUAAGAAGAAGAAUACAAUUCAAAACCGAUUUCUGGUUGGUCCACAAGAGAAUCAGGGGAGCAUAGAGGAGGUGGCAAAGGAGGAGGAGUACAUGUUUCGGGUGCCUCGCCCACAUACUGAUUUCCGUGGAACACAUCAAUACGCAUCUCCGAAUGCUCACUUGCAGAAGGAAUUGGGUCGCCAUGACGACAUUUGGUCUCUGAUGUACAUGAUUGCUGAGUUCUUCAUCGAGUUGCCUUGGAGCAAUAACGAAGAAAUUCCAGUUGAAUCUUUGAAAGAUCAAGCCAGUCUUCUUCGACUCUUCUUCGAUGAGAAGUAUCCGACUCGUCUGACCCCGAAAAUGCAAGGACAACUGAAUGAAAUCGAUCAAAUGCUCAAGGAUACCAACUAUUAUACCCAUCCAAAUUAUGAUGUUGUCUAUCAGUUUUUGUCUGAUGUAAUGAAACAAUCGGGCACUCUUUGGGAGACUCCGUAUGAUUGGGAGAUGGGAAAACAGUCGGAAAUGGAUAAAUCGAGAACGGUGAAGAUCAUCAAGAAGGAUUUUGCGUGGGAGAGGGGCGAUAAGUUCUUCAAGUUCAAUCGCUGGAUUCAACUCAAACUGCCAUCCCAAUCCCCUCCAGUUUCCACGAAACAAUUUGGUGCCCCGCAACCAACUUCUGUAAUUGGAUUCACUAAAAAAGAUUUUCGAAAGUUCAAUCGACAAGCGAGUAAGGAGGAAGUUGAUGAUGGGGAGGUUCUGGUUGAAGUGGGUGGAGGCGGACAGAAGUCGAUGAAGAAGGAGAUGGAAGUGGUGGAGUCGAAAAAGGAGAUGAAGUGA